Messenger RNA from Leguminivora glycinivorella, 3323 nucleotides. RefSeq names its product ceramide synthase 6-like. Gene Ontology annotation, biological process: ceramide biosynthetic process. Gene Ontology annotation, molecular function: sphingosine N-acyltransferase activity; DNA binding. Lineage: Eukaryota; Metazoa; Arthropoda; Insecta; Lepidoptera; Tortricidae. Gene Ontology annotation, cellular component: membrane. The transcript is spliced from 9 exons. The record is from RefSeq and is a predicted model, not a curated record. The coding region runs from base 103 to 1293 and encodes 396 amino acids.
CAUCGCGUCGCGUGUCGUUUGGCCCGCAUAUCAUUACCGCAAAUUAUCAAUCAUAUUAACCUUCCGGAGUGAAAACAAGUGUUUAUUUAUACCCAGUUCGCGAUGCUUCGCCCGUUUUUGGAUGCGUUUUGGAACGAAGAUGUGUGGUUACCGCCCAACACUACGUGGGCAGAUCUAUCACCCGGCCCGGAUAAAACGGUCACCUACACCGACCAUCGACAUGUUUUGCUUCCUAUACCCAUGGCUCUGGUGUUUAUAGUUCUACGCUUCGUUUUAGAGAAAUAUGUGUUUGCUCCAUUCGGCAAGUCACUAGGUAUUAAAGAUGGAAGAAACAAGAAAGCGACACCCAACCCUAAACUGGAAGCCGCUUACAAGGCCAACCCUGCUUGUAAAAAGUUGGCAGCCCUGGCGAAACAAACGGACAUGUCCGAACGCCAAGUCGAGCGAUGGUGGCGCCUCCGGCGGGCCCAGGAUAAACCUACGACCCUUGUGAAAUUCUGCGAGAAUGCUUGGAAGUGUUCCUUCUAUGUCUGCAACUUUAUCUUCGGGAUAGCCAUACUGUGGAAUAAGAAGUGGCUCUGGGAUAUAGAUCAUGCUUAUAUAGGAUAUCCUCAUCAGGGCCUAACGAACGACGUAUGGUGGUACUACAUGAUCUCCUCAGCCUUCUACUGGUCUCUCACGAUCUCUCAAUUCCACGACGUGAAACGCAAAGACUUCUGGCAGAUGUUCGUCCACCACCUGGCUACCAUCCUGCUGCUAUCUUUCAGCUGGGUCUGCAAUCUGCACAGGAUAGGAACGCUAGUUUUGCUAGUACAUGACUGUGCCGAUAUAUUUGUAGAGGCGGUGAAGGCCACAAAGUACGCGAACUAUCAGCGGACGUGCGACGUGCUGUUCCUGGGGCUCAUCAUCACCUGGAUCACCACGAGGAUCUUCAUCUAUCCCUACUACAUCAUCUGGAGCACUCUGAUCCGAGCGCCGAUGCUGCUGCCAAUGUUCCCAGCCUACUACAUCUUCAACUCGCUGCUCUGUCUUCUGCUCGUGUUACAUGUGGUGUGGACGUGGCUCAUACUGCAGAUCGCAUACAAGGCCAUAUACGCUGGGAAGAAUGACCUGAUGAACUCCGGUUUUAAAGACCUGCACCUGCUGGCUCUGAGACGCUCAAGCAGCUCCGGGCAGACAGUGCUCCCACGCAGAACAAUAAUAAAAAUGGAUGGAGACAUUCGCAGCAGUUCGGAUGAGUUGACCGACAGCUCCCACCGAUCAAACGGCACGGCGAGACCUCACAAAGACUAAAAACUCGAGGGUCAAGCUGCAAACCAGGAAACGCUGGACUGAAUGCUUGGUACAGUUUUCUUCACUCCCUUUGUGUUAAUUACUGGCCCUUCUACUUGUUGAAAACGGAAACCUUAACCUUUUGACCGCCGUGCUCAUUUCGUUCAUUAUAAGCGGUUAAAAGGUUAAUAAAAACUAGACACUUUCGUAUGUCGAACAUUCACAAAACAGGCCGGUACUGUAAUAUUAUCUGCGUAGACGGAAAAUGCGUCCAACGACGUGAAAUGUUUCGACACCGGUGACGAGUCAUACUUCCAAUGAAAUGUGACUUAAACAACUAAUGCAACGCUUAAAGUAUCAAUUUUAUAGCUAAAAAUAAUAUUUGGCUACUGAGAUGCAGAUAAUUUGUAAUAUAUACUACAAUUACAUGUUAUUUGUAUAAUAAUACACUUGUAGAACGUUGUCACGCUGAGAAAAUAUGAUAGUUAUUUUGUACCAUUCUACGUCGUUUAUAGACAACUUUUUCGAAUGUCCUGUCCUUCCAUUAAAUGCUUAAUGAAAAUUAAUCUAAAAGAAAUAACUCGAAUUAUCAAAGGUAAUUUUCGAAAAUAUAUCUAUUCAAAAUAAGACACACAGUUGUACCAGUUUUUGAUGCUUUUAAACCACUCUGUAGAGUUACUUCCACGAUUUUCUUAAACAUGUACCGAUUUAGUCUAAAAAUGGUUUUCGAUAUGCAUUUUUAGUACACGUAGUCGAUACUUGAGAGUAUAGUUUUGUAAAGUUAUGGAAUUGCAUUUUUGAAAGCGCCUUUGACUAUAGACAGUGUCGAAAUGUUUAUGUUUUACAACGUUCUAUUUCUAUUAGCUGUAAGGUCUGACAUCUUGUGGUCAGCAUCUGAAACUUAAACUGUACAUAGAGCAUACAGUUGUCCUUGUGUGCGUGCGUGUUGACACGACUCGCUCAUUGUUCGCAUGCACACAGCAUGGAAAUGAUGCGCGUGUAUUGCGCAAUAGCCCAAUAGGAGCCUCCAUCUACAAGUGUACGUGUGGGUUCAAGAGCUUGUGACAAGCGUAUUCAAUACAAAUCGGCCGGCAUGGCCGAUCUACUUCCUUCCUAUAUCUGUGUACCGCUACAGUUCAUGUACCUUAUAACUUUUAUAAGCUUAUAUUUUUGUUCUAUACAUAUAUUUCUAAGUAUUCUUAACUAGCGUAUUUGAAAAUGCAAUUUCGUCUACUAAAUAUACCAAAUGUAAGAGCUAGCUAUAUUUAUGGCGGCUGGGACCAUUUAGUCGGUUUUAGUUGUUUUUCUACUUAUAUGUAGGGACCACAUUAGAAUUACCAUGACCAGUACAAUGACUUCAAGUUAUGCUAAUGUAUAACUUUUUUCCAAGCAAUUAUGUAGCUUAUUAAAUUUUUGAGAAUGUUACUAUUCAAUAUUUUGUUUCUAAAUACAAAUAAGACACUUUACAUACAUGACAACUGUAGAAGGAUUAAAAUGUCACAAAAAUGGCUUCCUUUUAACGACUUUCAGUGACGACUUUUGACUGGUAAAGUUCGUCUUAUAUCUACACUGAAGUCAAAAAACUGCCGUCGGAAUACUUCUAUUGUGGUCUGUCAGAUUUGCUCCUAAACUAGUGUUAUAAUUUCCAAAUAAUACGUAAAUUUGUAUAAAGAAAUAGCGACUUAUACGUGGUAUCAUAAGGUUAAGAAAACUAUGUUCUUCACUUCAUAGAGUUUAAGUUUAUAGAGCAUUUUGUGUUAUAUUCGUUAAUUAUAGACGUUAAAUCAAAUCUUGUCAGUAAAUAGGCGCGAAAUUCAAAUUGUCUAUGGGACGAUAACCUACAUUUUCAAUAUUUUUUUAUGCUUCCAUUCCAUCGAUAUUGUCGAUGAUUCCGCCAACGUCAAGGCACGCACUUUAUGGAGACAAUAGGGACUUGACUGUAGUUAAAAUAAAAUAUUUUAUACCAUGCACGAAAUAAAGCAUCAGAUAAUUAUAAGAAAGACCUGGACAGAAGUUAUUUUUAAUCAAAUUUCUAUUUAAUAAGUCAGGUA